AGUUCACUUCAGUUGGACUAUUUGGUGACAGAGUGUAUACCUACAUUCAACUCUACGUCGUGUGCGUUGCAGAAUAGCAAAAAUAUAUUAUUCUCUUUUAACUCCAGUUGCAAAACAACAUACACCAUUUUUUCAGACGGUCACGGUGUUCCAGAUGCAUUUUAGAUUAAUGUUGUUUCCGUGUUUUCGCAUAGUUUAGUGCUGUGGAUGUGAAAGUUGCAAAAAAGUGUCUGUUGAUUGUUUUGCUUUUAAAUCUACCUGAUUGGGAAUCGGUCAUAAAUGUUGUUGUGAGGAGACUAUUCGCGGAAAUUUCAGUGUUGAGUCUUGUUUUCAAAUCUGUUUUAGCUACAUCCGCCGGCUCAGGAUGCCGAUCCUGUACAGCGUGAUCACCCGCGGACCGACGGUGCUGGCCAAGUAUGCGGAGUGUGUGGGAAACUUUGCCGAGGUGACGGAGCAGAUCAUACCGAAGAUCAAACUGGACGACCACAAGCUGACCUAUUCGCAUGGAAACUACCUGAUUCACUACAUCUGCGAGAACCGGAUCAUCUACAUGUGCAUUACGGAUGAUGGCUUCGAGCGAUCCCGCGCCUUCCUGUUCCUGACGGAAAUCAAGAAAAAGUUCAUUCAAACCUAUGGCCUGACGGUGGCGACGGCUAUCGCGUACGCAAUGAACACCGAGUUCUCCCGCACCUUAGCCCUCGAAAUGAAGCAUUACAGUGAAUCCCGUGACAUUGACGCCAUCAGCCAGGUACACGGUCAGAUCGACGAGUUGAAGGAUAUCAUGGUGAAAAACAUCGAGAAUAUCACAAACCGAGGCGAACGGUUGGAGCUGCUGGUUAAUCAGACGGAGAACUUGAGAAACAAUUCUGUUGCAUUCCGACAAACAUCUCGUAACCUGGCACGAACCAUGUUCUGGCGCAGCGUCCGGAUGUACUGUUUGAUUGCGGCCAUUUUACUGUUCGUAGUAUACAUUGUGAUCAGCAUGGCCUGCGGUGGAUUACUUUGGCAGAGUUGUGUGCGCUCUGGCAAUACUAAUGCACCAGUGACUUCGGCUCCUCCACCAUAGCCGUUUGGAUUGUAGACGCUGUAUCCAGUCUCGAGAUCGAUAAUGGGGUAUGGUUGGACCGGUUUAUUACUCAAGUCCCUGAACGGAUUCCGGGACUCGAAAGCUGGGUAAAGGGAUCUACUAUGUAAGAAAAAAAACGAUUUUUUUGUUCAGGACUGAUGUGAUACUAUCCAUGCAACAGAAUCAAAUAAACCCGUAAACGGUAAACAUUUUAUAGAUUGACUCCAUCGUUUUAGCAUUGAGAAAUGUUUACGAGCAAAAUUAGACUACUAGGCAAUAAGUACAUAUUUGCGUUCUUUUUCAACAGAAACUGGAUACCGAAACGGACGCCGUAAAUCUUCAAAUUUGUUUCUACUGUCAUUUAAUCUAUAUAUUGAAAUAUACGUAUUAAUAGACGAAACGUUAUCUGAUAAUAAAUAGAAACUUGAA
Topomyia yanbarensis is the source of this 1495-nucleotide messenger RNA. It is a transcript of the gene Vamp7, whose product is annotated as vesicle-associated membrane protein 7. The record is from RefSeq and is a predicted model, not a curated record. Lineage: Eukaryota; Metazoa; Arthropoda; Insecta; Diptera; Culicidae. The transcript has 4 exons. Gene Ontology annotation, biological process: vesicle fusion; exocytosis. Gene Ontology annotation, cellular component: SNARE complex; membrane. Bases 365 to 1066 code for a protein of 233 amino acids. Gene Ontology annotation, molecular function: SNARE binding; SNAP receptor activity.